UUAGAGUCUACGUGGUGAGGAGUGGAAUCAUCGUGAUUGUGCACCUAUCACCAUGGUUGAGACCCGUACUGGGUUAGAGACUAACCCCUACAGCAAGGAGCAGCAAGAGAAGGUGGCCGCCUUAGUGAAAGAAAACAGGGAGAGGAAAGAGCGUGAAAAGCAGGCGAAGUUAAAAGCUAUCGCAGAUGAGCAGGCGUCGAAGAUGAAAGAGAUAGAGGAGGAGAUGGAGAGGAAGAAGAAGGCUGCGGAAGAAGAAGCGGCAGCAGAAGAGGAGAAGGAAAGAAUAAGAAUUGAGAGUGGAGAAGGGAGAAGUAGUGGCACGAUGAAGAAGGACACAGACGUGGAGAUUGAGAAGAAAAUCAGUGAGUGGGUUGCUAACUUAUCAUUGGGAGAAGAUGAAGAGGCAGAGUCAUAUGUGAGGGCAGAUGAGAAGGCCGCAUUGGCCGCUGAGCUAGCAGCCAUGACGGAUCCUAUGGGAAGGCGAGAAAGGGAGGAGGAGCAGAAGUUGGCAUGGAAACUGAGGAUGAAGAGGGAGAAGAAGAGGAGCAGAAAGGAAGUGAAUAAAAUGACCGCAGCAGUAGCAAGGGUGCAGGCGUGCAGAGCGGAGGUGAUGGCCCAGCCAGAUGAUAAGGCCAAGUGGGACAAGGUAUUGGGCUACCUGGAGGUUUUGAGCAAGGCCUGGAUGGAGGAGCGCCAGGCAAGUUGGAGUCCGGAUGUAGCUCUGAGUGCUAUGCGGUCCGGAUUCAGGGAGUUUGCGCGCGAAAUCGUCACCCAUAUUGGGCGCGAAGUAAAACAGUUGAGAGACAAUGUAGGGAAGUUUUGUGAGGGCGCCAUUCAGGGUGCCAAAGCUGUAGCCGCUGUAGAGGGAGAGGCCAGACCCCGUAAGGACCCAGUGAAACUUAAGUUCCCAGAUGCGUACGGGUGAAAGAAGGAGGAAAACUUUGACAACUGGGAAGCCAGUGUCAAUAGUUAUAUUUACUUACAACACAUCCUGAUGGAGGAACAAGUCCUCGUGGCCUUCCAGGCCUUCAAAGA
Molecule: messenger RNA, 1035 nt
Organism: Chara braunii
Lineage: Eukaryota; Viridiplantae; Streptophyta; Charophyceae; Charales; Characeae
Source: the annotation of a GenBank genome assembly